UUGACUGAUCAAUUUUUAACAGAGGCAACCUGGAUCAUGGGACGGCGGUCCCGAUCGUCCAGACCGAUUCGGGACACAGGGGGGCCCAAACAGGUUGGAUAUAUACAGCGGCAACCUGGAUCAUGGGAGGGCGGCCCCGACCAUCCACAGAUCAUGGACGACUCGGGGCCCGAAAAGCUUGGAGACACGCCACGGCUCCUCUUCCCAAUCCAAGCUUUUCUUUUUUUUGGGGCAGAGAAGUGGUUUUGA
Molecule: messenger RNA, 249 nt
Organism: Clonostachys rhizophaga
Lineage: Eukaryota; Fungi; Ascomycota; Sordariomycetes; Hypocreales; Bionectriaceae
Source: the annotation of a GenBank genome assembly